This is a messenger RNA of Monopterus albus (swamp eel), 2247 nucleotides long. It is a transcript of the gene zdhhc6, whose product is annotated as zDHHC palmitoyltransferase 6. Gene Ontology annotation, molecular function: palmitoyltransferase activity; protein binding. The transcript has 11 exons. The coding region runs from base 523 to 1752 and encodes 409 amino acids. NCBI's taxonomy places the organism in Eukaryota, Metazoa, Chordata, Actinopteri, Synbranchiformes, Synbranchidae. The record is from RefSeq and is a predicted model, not a curated record.
UUAUUUUUUCCGACACUGAAAAUGCUUCAUUUAGUGUAUAUAAAAUAUCAUUCAUGUUUAUAUUUGCCUAACGAAAAUACACGAAGGAAUUUUUGCAGCUGUAUAAAAGCUGAGUAAUAAAUUUCUUGGUUUUUAAAGAGUGUCCACAAGCGGUUGACGGUAAUAGUUUCUGACAACACGAGGAGGUGUCCUCGGUGUAACAAGAAAUUGAAGGGGGAAAAAAACCAAGGAAGUAGCGAGAUGGGGAAUUUGAGUCUGACACAAGCGUAGUGUGCUCCAAAGAUUAGGAGGAGAGGAUGCUGCUCUUCGCCGGGGCAAGGAACAAUGGGACACAGAGAGCCCCAGUGACUCAAGACCAGGCCAGUGACUGGGUACUCAGAAGACAAGAAAAAAUAUGUGCCUCAUCUGCACUGCUGACUUUGCAAGAUAGCAGAGGAAAAAAAUAAUACAGUGAAGCUUGUUCAGUACAUUUUAGGAACUCAACAGUCAAAAUAGUAGAACUAACCUUGUGGUGGGGAAAAAAUGAAUUUCCUGUCAACUUUUGUGACAUUUGAGAGCCUCCAUGAAGUUCGAAGAUUGUGCCACUGGGGUCCAAUCAUAGCUCUGUCUGUCAUCACUAUAUGCUCUACCAUGGCAAUUCUAGACUCCAUUAUCUGGUACUGGCCGCUAAACACUACAGGAGGCAGCAUAAAUUUCAUCAUGCUCAUCAACUGGACUGUCCUCAUCCUCUACAACUACUUCAAUGCCAUGUUUGUUGGACCUGGAUACAUUACUCUUGGCUGGAAACCAGAGAAUCAAGAGGAUACCCAGUACCUACAGUACUGCAAAGUGUGCCAAGGGUACAAGGCCCCCAGAUCCCACCACUGUCGCAAGUGUAACAGGUGUGUGAUGAAGAUGGACCACCACUGCCCCUGGAUCAACAACUGCUGUGGCCACCUGAACCACGCCUACUUCACCAGCUUCCUGCUGCUAGCGCCAAUGGGCUGCUCACAUGCUGCCAUCAUCUUUAUUAUGACCAUGUACACUCAGCUGUAUGAGAGGAUAUCAUUUGGCACUGUGAAGAUUGACAUGAGUCCUGUGCGUCAGUUCUCACCCCUCAUGCCCUUCAGUGUUCCCGCUUUUGCUGCCACACUCUUUGCCUUAGGUUUGGCACUGGGCACCACUAUUGCUGUUGGCAUGCUUUUCUUCAUACAGAUGAAAGUCAUCUUACGAAAUAAGACCUCGAUUGAGUCCUGGAUCGAGGAAAAGGCCAAAGACAGAAUACAGCACUACCAAACAGGGGAAGAGUUCAUCUUCCCUUAUGACCUUGGCAGCCGCUGGCUGAACUUCAAGCAAGUGUUCACAUGGUCAGGGAUGCCCAAGGGUGAUGGCAUUGAAUGGCCAGUCUACCCCAAGUGUCACCAACACACCUUAACUAUUGAGCAGCUGAAGCAGAAAGCUGAUAAACAAGUGAGAAGUGUGCAAUACCGAGCAGUAGAGAAUUAUAAUGGAGCUUGCUGUCCUCUCAGCAAGGGUCUCCAAACCUUUUUCAGAACCCCUUGCACUGAGGAGCCCAGGAUCCCACUCAGCAAAGGGGACACCAUCCUGGCCACCCGUGGCACCAAAUGGUGGAUGUAUGGAGACAAAGUUUUGAGCGAGGAGCAAAUGACAGCAGGAGAGCGUGUAAGGGGAUGGUUUCCAAGGCGAUGUGUGGAGAAGUGCCAUUAUGACACAGCUGUCAGUGAUAGUGCCGGCGAUAAGAAAGUAAAUUAAUAUAUUUUAGCAGACAUUAUGUGGAGCAGUGGGGUUAAACUGAACAAAAGUUUUCAUCCAUGCACAACUGAAGAUGUCAUGCCCGAUGCUGCAGGCUCACAAUCAACAGUUUCAUAGCUGGAUUAAAAGGUCACACAUUUCAAUACCGACUUGACGUUUAAGUCUUACUGAGCACUUUGCUGUGAAAUAAUGUGUUGAACAGAACUUGAGGAGUUCAGUUUGACUCCUUUGACCAAAAGUGAAACCCAGCAACCUAGUCUUAAUGUCCAAGAAAUGCCACCAGGCUUUUGUGUGACGUUUACUUGAAUCUUUUGUUUUUACUUGUGUUGGUGUCCUUUUUUCUAAUUACUGUAUGCAAUGCCUCUGCCCAGCUAACCCCAGGGCUUCGUCAUGCAACUCUUUAUACAGUGUGAAGAAAAUACUAGGAUUCUUUUGAUUAUUUUUGUAAAAACCAAUUAUUGGCCUCAAAGUAUAAAUUAAAAAAUUAAAAAAGGU